AUCUGCGACGUACACCGCGGGAUCCUUAACUCGCUGAGCAAGGCCCCCUCGUCCUCGUGGAUACUAGUUGGGUUCGUUAACCACUGAGCCACUCCGGGAACUCCACUCUUCCUUCUUUGUAGUUUUCAGGGUAGAGAAGUCUUGCUCAAAAAGCUGCAGGAGGACACAGCCCAGCUGAGCUUGUUAUUAGAGCAGCACAUCCUGAAGUGGCAGAGAGCCCUGGAAACACCUCCCUGGUGUACUUUAAGGAAAACUCAUCAGGACUAUUGCUUCUGGAAAGCUGUGUAAAUGCAAUAAUCAGUGUUCUGGUUCUGAUGUUGAUUGAACUGUUCAUCAGAUUAAUUCUACAGCUAAGGUGGGAACCUCUGUUUUGAUCUCUGGCUUCUUUCAGAUUCUGUUGGGCUGGGAGGCCCUUGAGGAUGCUGAAAAGAUGAGCCCUAUAGUUAAUUAGCAUCACAAAGGGCUAGGUGGAGUUGUUUAGAGAAGUCUUUGUGUUUUGCCUCAUUAAGUGGCCCAGCUCUUAGUUUGGAGUCAAGGGCUCCAGAAUGAGCCACAGAACUUGGUUCCUACCCUCCAGGAGCUGGCUAUGGGGAAAGGGGGCAUCAAUAACAUUUUUCAUAAACAGCCAUCCCUGGGGUGGUGCAGCGAAUUUCUGCAUAGUUUCUCUUUGCCCAUUGGCUACACCAGGCCACUUGACCUUUCCUUCCCUAGCUCAGUUUCAUUGCUUUUUACUUAUUUACAGCCUUCAAAUAAUUUGUUUCUCACAAUGGUUUGUGGCUGUCAGGCAGAAAGCUACUAGGUGCAAAUGAUCUGAUGAAAAGCUCAGCCCAGAAUAACUAUAGUUAGUAUGUAUAGACUGUCAGAAUUAAUUUUUGCUUGCCCUUGAUAUUUUUCUUUUCUUUUCUUUCUUUUUUGACUGUUGUAAUAUGUCCAUCCUUCACUCUUGACCUUUAAACUCACCUUUUGUUGGACACUUGUUUUCGAGGUCGUGAUGUCUGGGGAGACGGAUGUGGAGUGUCAGCAGUCUCAUGGCAGUGCCUCCCCACAGCCCCACGCCAGCGGUGCCUGCUCACAGUCCCAAGGUGGCUUCUCGCAGUCCCACGGUCCCUUCUCACAGCCACAUGGCUCCUCUUCACAGACCCAGGGCACGUCUGGCUCUUCCACCAGCACAGUGCCCACGUCCAGCCAGUCCUCUCACUCCAGCUCAGGCACCCUGAGCUCCUUAGAAACAGUGUCUACUCAGGAACUCUAUUCUAUUCCUGAGGACUCAGAACCUGAGGAGCCUGUCCCUGCCCCUUGGGCUCGAUUAUGGGCCCUCCAGGAUGGAUUCUCUAAUCUUGAGUGUGUUAACGACAGCUACUGGUUUGGGAGGGAUAGAAACUGUGAAUACUGCUUUGAUGAGCCCCUGCUGAAAAGAACCGAUAAGUAUCGGACUUACAGCAAGAAGCACUUUCGAAUCUUCAGAGAAAUGGGUCCUAAAAACUCUUACAUCGCAUACAUAGAAGAUCACAGUGGGAAUGGAACCUUUGUAAAUAGAGAACUUGUAGGGAAAGGAAGACGCCUUCCUUUGAAUAACAAUUCUGAAAUUGCACUUUCAGUGUGGAGUAAUAAAGUUUUUGUAUUUUUUGAUCUGACUGUAGAUGAUCAGUCAGUUUAUCCAAAGGAAUUAAGAGACGAAUACAUCAUGUCGAAAACUCUUGGAAGCGGUGCCUGUGGUGAGGUGAAACUAGCUUUUGAGAGGAAAACUUGUAAGAAAGUAGCCAUAAAGAUCAUCAGUAAAAGGAAGUUUGCUAUUGGCUCUGAGAGAGAGGCAGAUCCAGCACUCAAUGUUGAAACAGAAAUAGAAAUUUUGAAGAAACUAAAUCACCCUUGUAUCAUCAAGAUUAAAGACUUUUUUGAUGCUGAAGAUUAUUACAUCGUUUUGGAAUUGAUGGAAGGAGGAGAGCUGUUUGACAGGGUGGUGGGGAAUAAACGCCUGAGAGAAGCAACCUGCAAACUCUAUUUUUACCAGAUGCUCCUGGCUGUCCAGUACCUUCACGAAAAUGGCAUCAUACAUCGGGACUUAAAGCCAGAGAAUGUUCUACUCUCAUCUCAAAAAGAGGACUGUCUUAUAAAGAUUACUGAUUUUGGGCAGUCCAAGAUUUUGGGAGAGACCUCUCUCAUGAGAACCUUAUGUGGUACCCCCACCUACCUGGCUCCCGAGGUUCUUAAUUCCUUGGGAACUGCCGGAUAUAACCGUGCUGUGGACUGCUGGAGUUUAGGAGUUAUUCUUUUCAUUUGCCUUAGUGGGUAUCCACCUUUCUCUGAGCAUAAGAGUCAAGUGUCACUGAAGGAUCAGAUCACCAGUGGAAAAUACAACUUCAUUCCUGGAGUCUGGGCAGAAGUCUCAGAGAAGGCUCUGGACCUUGUCAAGAAGUUGUUGAUAGUGGAUCCAAAGGCACGUUUUACGACAGAAGAAGCUUUAAGACAUCCAUGGCUUCAGGAUGAGGACAUGAAGAGAAAAUUUAAGAAUUUGCUUUUUGAAGAAGACAAGUCCACAGCUCUGUCUCAGGUUCCAGCCCAGCCUUCUACAAGUCGAAAGCGGCAUCUUGAGGGGGAUACAGAGGAUGCUGAGCCCACAAAGCACCUGGCUGUGUGUGCUGCUGUCUUGUGAACACCGGGUGACCAUGAAAAGAAUGUACCUUCUUGAACUCUGCUGCCAUUUCCUUUAAAUCUGUUUUUUAUACUUUGUAUUUCCAUUAUAGGAAUAGUUGUUUUUCCACGAUCAUCAAUAUACAAUUGAAAACAAAUGGAA
Messenger RNA from Phacochoerus africanus (Common warthog), 2794 nucleotides. It is a transcript of the gene CHEK2, whose product is annotated as checkpoint kinase 2. The coding region runs from base 992 to 2653 and encodes 553 amino acids. The transcript has 16 exons. Gene Ontology annotation, molecular function: protein binding; ATP binding; protein serine/threonine kinase activity. Gene Ontology annotation, cellular component: nucleus; cytoplasm. The record is from RefSeq and is a predicted model, not a curated record. NCBI's taxonomy places the organism in Eukaryota, Metazoa, Chordata, Mammalia, Artiodactyla, Suidae. Gene Ontology annotation, biological process: mitotic DNA damage checkpoint signaling; protein phosphorylation.